Diatraea saccharalis (sugarcane borer) is the source of this 540-nucleotide messenger RNA. The record is from the annotation of a GenBank genome assembly. Lineage: Eukaryota; Metazoa; Arthropoda; Insecta; Lepidoptera; Crambidae.
AUGAUGAUGACGAGACCAACUACGGCGGAGAUGGCGGAACGGUUCGCUGGCACCGCGACAGCACCCACGCCCGCCACGUCCGUGAGCAAUGGACCCAAACCAAACCCCAACGGCAGCAAGAGACCCACUCCCCUCGUCAUCUACCCCACCGUGACACCGGAGUCUAUAGUGGUGCCUAUAGUGUCGUGUAUUUUCGGAUUUCCUUUGCUAGCUCUCACAGUCAUCUGCUGUCUUAGAAGAAGAGCAAAACUGGCCAGGGAACGAGCAAGAAGACGUAACUGUGAACUAGACCGUGGUGAUUUAUCAGUGGUUCGGUUGUCGCCCGUGAAAAACAAACCGCGAGCCAUGAGCUUGGUGCGAUCCCCACGACCACCACCAGUGCUGGAGCUGGACACCGUGUUAGAAGAAAAAUCAGACCCAGAACAGACCACGCUAUCACAGGUAGAAAUAACUCCAGACCGUGAGGUGGGUGCUAUCCUGUUUGGAGCUGUAGGAGCGAUCGGCACAGCCGCCGCAGUUGGUUACGCUCGGGACAGCUAG